Molecule: messenger RNA, 2027 nt
Organism: Fusarium graminearum PH-1
Lineage: Eukaryota; Fungi; Ascomycota; Sordariomycetes; Hypocreales; Nectriaceae
Exons: 4
Coding region: 1-1566 (521 amino acids)
Biological process (GO): ceramide biosynthetic process
Cellular component (GO): membrane
Molecular function (GO): sphingosine N-acyltransferase activity
Source: RefSeq, a predicted model, not a curated record
AUGAGCAUCGAUCCAGUCAUGCAGGUCGAGGACAAGAUUGCCCCUGGCCCUUCUGCCAACAACGACAAGCCAGCUGUAGAAGAGACAAUUAUUCGUCAAACCAUAAUCACAACCACAGAAGACGAGGCUCAUGAGCACAUCGCAGCCUCAAAUGGUAGCGCCAGCGCUGCUACUUCACCUACCACUGGCGCUGCCUCGCGACCACGACUCAAGAAGGACAACAGCACGCCAAACAUGAACGGUCCCCUUUACAUGCAAACCGCCGGUAACAAGACGGUGCUUGUCCGCCGACUUAAGCGCAAGGAGGAGAGCACCUGGAAGCACCUCUCGCGCUGGUUUGUCGAGAACCAGAUCGGACUCUCUUUCAAUCUUCUCGCUCUCAUCUUCCUCGCCCAGACUUUCAUCCCCAAAGCUCGCGACUACACGCAGAAGUUCUUCCAUCUUAGCUACCACAACUCUCAAUCCGGACAAUAUCGCAUUGGCUACGACGAUGCCUACUUUAUCACCUUUUGCAUCAUUCUUUUCACCGGUCUCCGCGCUGCUACCAUGGAAUACGUCCUCGCGCCUAUUGGCAGAUGGCAGGGUGUUGAUAACCGCAAGAACUUGACUCGCUUCAGUGAACAGGCUUGGCUCAUGGUGUACUAUACCGUUUUCUGGCCUUGGGGAGUGUACAUUUAUUGCACCUCUCCUCACUACAUGAGCAUGGAGAACCUGUGGACCGACUGGCCCAACCGCGAGCUCGAUGGAAUCAUGAAGGCCUACCUCCUUUGCCAGUGGGCUUUCUGGUUGCAGCAGAUGAUUGUCAUCAACAUUGAGGAGCGCCGCAAGGAUCAUUGGCAGAUGUUCACUCACCACAUCGUCACCACCGCCCUGAUCUUUGCUUGCUACGCUUACCACCACACCCGUGUCGGUAACUUCAUCCUCGUCAUCAUGGAUGUUGUUGAUCUCUUCCUUCCUCUUGCCAAGUGUCUCAAGUACUGUGGUUACAAGAAGAUCUGCGACGUCAUGUUCGGUCUAUUUGUUGUUUCUUGGUUCUUCGCCCGCCAUGUCUUGUACAUCGCCGUCUGCUGGUCUAUCUACUCCGAUACCCCUCGAAUUAUGCCCACCGGCUGCUUCAAAGGCAACAACGAGAACAUGAUUGGUCCUCUCAACCCUCCAGCUGGCUGGGGAUACCUCGUCGAACCCUUCAUCAACCCUCAAGGCCUCGUCUGUUACAACGAGACUGUCAAGUGGGGUUUCCUCGGCCCUCUUCUCUUCCUCCAGGCCAUCACCAUCGGCUGGUUCACAAUGAUCGUCCGCGUCAUUGUCAAGGUCCUCAAGGGUGGCGAUGCCGAGGAUGUCCGAAGUGACGACGAGGGUGGUGAGGAGGAAGAGGAGGAGGAGUUUGUUUACGAGGAGGCCCAGCCUUUGGAGGAGGAAGUCGGCGUCGAGGCGCUUGACCUUCGCAACUGGGAGCGCCGAUCGGGCGUCAAGAAGCAAGCCAGCAGUUCUGGAGUCAGCCUACCCGGCCACAGCGAUCGAAAGGAGUUGCUGGGUCGCAUUGGCUGCGAGAAGCAGGUCGACUAAACGAAGAAAUGAGUUGGGAGUUUUACGGCAUUCCACAUCACAUGAUCCUCGUUCAGCAUCCAAGAGAUGCCUCGCAUUUUUGAACCUUUUUUCCGGUACCUUUUUUGUUUUUUGGGCUUGCAUUUUUGAAAGGGAUGUUUUCCCUCGGUCUUCUUUUUCUUGUUGCUACGACUUAGUUGGUAGAAGGUGAUCGGAUAACGAUCGAGGCCGGAGACCUCGUUACGGUACUUUUGCAUUGGAGAGCUCCGCUAAAGAUAGACGGCUGCCACUAGAGAUGACGAUUGUUUCUUCUGCAACGAAGACAGAAAAAAAAGUUCUUUUUUGGUGAUGAAUUUUGCGGGGCUUUGGAUGAGAAUCAUUGAUCAUCUAUCUGUCUGCUUGGCUGACCAAGAGAAGAAGGAUAGCCCUAUAAUUAUGCGAAUGAUACCUUGAUUAAUGCUGACAAUACAAUAUGUUAAAGU